This is a messenger RNA of Pipra filicauda (Wire-tailed manakin), 6336 nucleotides long. RefSeq names its product potassium voltage-gated channel subfamily A regulatory beta subunit 2 (gene KCNAB2). Gene Ontology annotation, molecular function: potassium channel regulator activity; voltage-gated potassium channel activity; transmembrane transporter binding. Gene Ontology annotation, biological process: potassium ion transport; transmembrane transport; regulation of potassium ion transmembrane transport. The record is from RefSeq and is a predicted model, not a curated record. NCBI's taxonomy places the organism in Eukaryota, Metazoa, Chordata, Aves, Passeriformes, Pipridae. Bases 3215 to 4465 code for a protein of 416 amino acids. The transcript has 15 exons. Gene Ontology annotation, cellular component: juxtaparanode region of axon; voltage-gated potassium channel complex; membrane.
GCAAGUGGCCACAGCCCCUGACCAUGCCUGGGUGCUGCUGGCACAGUGCUGCCCUGCCUGCAGUGCUGGGGUCCCUCUGUGUGCGGUGGGCACCACCAAUGUGGCAUCACCUCGUCACCUGCGGGUUUGGGAGCGCGGCGUGGGGACCCCGUGGUGCGGCUCGGUGGAGGGCACCAUCCUCGUGGGCUGCCCAAGCAACAGAGUGCAGCCAGAACACGGGUGGGGAAGGGUGUGGGGGGCAUCCUGCGCCAAUGCUGUGCCUGGAGGAGCCUGCUGUCUUUUCCCAAGGGCAACUCCAGGAACCCAGCCAGCUGCUUUGCUGCUCCUGCCAUUAGGACCAGCGUCAUUAAGUGGUUCAGGAGGCAACACUUGCCCCCGCCACUCUUUUACCGUCUGAAGUGAGGGCAGCUCUUUGCCCAUGCACUGUGCCAGCAGCCACUCCGGUGGUCGUGGAGCCACGGCAGCCCUGGUAGUGUGGGACUGGGUCCAGCCUGGCCACCAUGGGCAGGGGCCUGCCCCUGAGGGAGCCAUGGCCCCCCUGCUCCAUCCCGCACAUGGCAGGGGGAGGUGAGGCUGGCAGGCACCGGGAUGGCUCAGUGGCACUGUGAGCGAUCUGUCCCAGCACUGCCACCAGCACUGCCGAGCCCCAGCCACAGGCAGGUUUUGGCGGCCAAACUGGCCUGAACCACUGGACACAUCUGGUGCAAAAGGCUCCCGAGGCCGCCUGGCAGGACCCAGCUUGUUCAUAGGCUGCCUUCAGGGAGCCUCUGCCGGUGUCCACCACCCAGUUCCAUUUCAGGGCUCCUGCCCAGAGGAGGCUGCCUUUGAGUCCUGUCACUGCCCAGCUCUGGCCCUGCUGCCGCAGGGACCACAGGAGGGGUGUGUCUGCCACAGGGACGUCUCUGCUCCCUGAUGGCCCCAGUGUCCAGCUGUCCCCACCACCCCGUGUGCCGGUGGUGCAGAACCUGUCACCGCAGGGUGAGGGGCGGCUGCGAGCAGGGGCGGCGGUGCCAGUGUUGCAGCAGCACAUCCCAGGCUUUUAGCGAGGCGCCAUGAAUAAUUUAGCUCCCCUAUGCAAGGAAGAAAAUCCCCUAAUAGGGCUAAUGGAGCGCGGUGAGAAGCCGGGCGCUGGGGGCCCGGUGUGGCAGCCAAGUGCGUCGGCACUCCCCUAAUGCAAAACAGCGCGAGGGCCGCGGCUCUUAUAUCUGCCCCGGGGCAGCCUCGCCACCCAGAGCUGCGCUGCUGCUGAGCAGCUUCCCUGGCGCGGUGAGUCGGGGCUGGCGGCGCGGGCGGCGAGUGCGGAUGGGCAUGGCAGGCGGGAAUGGGCACUGCCACGGGGCAGCCGCUGCAGGCAGCAGGGAAGAUUUUCCAUGCAGGGCUACUUGGGAUUUGAUGGCUUAGAGUCGUUUUCUUUUGGGGUUUGGGAUCUUUCUGGCUUUAGGCAGGCCGGUGGCUGCCAACGAGUUCCCAGCUUGGCAAGCCAGGCUGGCCAGACGCCUCUCUGGGCAGCUGCCCUGCCCGUCACCCACUUGUUGUGCCCCCAAUGCUGCUAAGUGCCGUUGUCCUGCAGAGCCUGUGCCCUGUCCUCAUCCCUGCUCCUUCCCCACCAAACAGCCUCUCUCGCUUGGGCAGGGCGCGGCUUGUCCUCGGCAGCUCCUGCAGCCCCACCGGCUCGGCCCGGGAGCACCGGGAUUUCUGCUCAUGACCAGCUCCACCUCCGCCGUGCUCUCGCUGCCGUUCUGUACCCUUGCUCUGCUGAAAAUCAGGGAGAUGUCGAGAUGGGGCAGCCGGUGGAUUCAUGCCCCAUUCCUCAGAGCAGCCCUGCCCAACCCCCUGGCUCCGCUUGCUGCAUCCAUUUCGCUGCUGUAGAGCAGUGGUGCAGUCAGCUCAGGCUUUUCCUUGCCACUGUCAGGCGAGGGGAUCCCACCAGGCCAAGGGAUCCCACUGAGAUCAAGGGGAUCCCACCAGGUGCCCACACCCACCAGGAGCCACUGGUACUGCCCUAGUUAAAACUACCAACCAUGGAGAAGGGCUGGUGCCAGCGGUGCCAGCUUGUCUCCAAUUGUGAGGUGUGGCAGGAAGAGGCUAGUAACCAGGGUUUGGUUUGGCUUUGCCACAGCAGAGGGAAAUAUCCCUUUUCCAUGUCUCCCUGCAUUCCCAAGGCCUUGCUACAGAGCAGGAGGAGCACAGAGUGCUCUCUGGCAGCACUGGGUGUCACAGGAGACCCCCAGGGUUUCGGUCACCCCAGCCAGCUGCUGCUCCAUAUCCUCCGUGUUUGGAGCCUUUGGAGGUGACAGCAGCAGGGAGCACUUCAUCUUUGGCUCCUGCUGCCAUCAAUGUGAGCUUUCCAGGGAAAGAAAAAACCACGGGUGGGAGCCUGGCUGGAGCCUGAUGCCAGUGACCGCUUCAGUACCUGUGCCACAGUUUUGGCCCCAGUCUCCGCUCCCUUCAGACACAGAACAAGAGACGUGGCAGAGAGUGGCACAGAAAUUGAUGCCAGUGCCCUGCCGGUGAGGUCCCAGCCAUAGAGGCGGUGAGGACUCUGGUGGGUGAGAUGCUCACCCUGCAGCAGGCUGUUUUCAGCAGCUGCACCGGCUGGGAGGUCGCUGCCAUGGUGGAGGGGAAGGUGUUGGCUGGAAGUGCACAUUGUGGCAGUGUGAUGCAGGCAUGGCGAGCACCUGGUGCCCACAGCCCCUCUGCAGGUGCCCACCUUCCUGGGGAGCCCCACAGAAACUUUCCCACUGUGACUUCUCCUGCCCACUGGUACACAGUGCCAGAUUGUCACCGGCAGCACUUUUGCCACCACCUGCCACAUCUCGCAGGGGUGCAAACCAGUCCAAGCUGGGGGCCAGCACAGAUAAGGCAUGGGCCAUGCUGCUGCAACAUGACUCGGGGCAGCUGUGGUAGGCACUGCUGCCUCCUCAGCCAUGGGCUGUGCCUUAUUUCUGUCCUGCUCCUUUUCCCUUUGUGCUUCAGCUCCCAUGUCAAGGCUGUACUCUGCUGAAAAGACUGGCUUUGCCAGGGUCCCCACUGUCCCCUCCCUGCGCUGCAUGUCCUGGCAAGGGCAGGUGCCACCACUCCAGCAUGGCAGCAUGGGCAGAACUGUGCCCUGAGUGGCAGCGGAGCCCAUGUUGUGCUUUCCCAGCUCUCUCCGUAGCACCACGGAGUGGUUGGUGGUGUGGCUGGCCAGCAGAGCCCGUGCUUGGGUGGCGGGAUGCUCUCCAUGACCUACAGUGAGAGCCUGCGCAGCGUGGCCAGCCGGCCCGCUCCCGAGUGGGGGCUGCCCCCGGCCCCCCGGGCGGCCGAUGGGCUGGAGCUGCGGCGGCUGCGGGACGUGCGGGCGGCAGCGCGGGCGAAGACACUGGAGGAGUUCCUGCGGAUGCACGGGCUCUCCCUGGCUGACAGCACUGCCCACGCCACCGGCAUGAAGUACAGGAACCUCGGGAAGUCUGGGCUGCGCGUGUCCUGCCUGGGCCUGGGGACAUGGGUGACUUUCGGAGGGCAGAUCACAGAUGAGAUGGCGGAGCAGCUGAUGACUUUAGCUUAUGACAACGGCAUUAAUCUCUUUGACACAGCAGAAGUCUACGCUGCUGGCAAGGCCGAAGUGGUGCUGGGGAACAUCAUCAAGAAAAAAGGGUGGAGACGGUCCAGCCUGGUCAUCACCACCAAAAUCUUCUGGGGAGGAAAGGCCGAGACAGAGAGGGGCCUGUCCCGAAAACACAUCAUAGAAGGUCUGAAGGCGUCGCUGGAGCGGCUGCAGCUGGAGUACGUGGACGUCGUGUUCGCCAACCGGCCCGACCCCAACACGCCAAUGGAAGGGGACCCAUUUAGUUCCUCCAAGUCCAGGACUUUCAUCGUAGAAGAGACGGUGCGAGCCAUGACCCACGUCAUCAACCAGGGGAUGGCCAUGUACUGGGGGACCUCGCGCUGGAGCUCCAUGGAGAUCAUGGAGGCGUACUCGGUGGCCCGGCAGUUCAACCUGAUCCCGCCGAUCUGUGAGCAGGCCGAGUACCACAUGUUCCAGCGGGAAAAGGUGGAGGUGCAGCUGCCUGAGCUCUUCCACAAGAUAGGCGUCGGAGCCAUGACCUGGUCCCCACUGGCCUGUGGCAUCGUCUCGGGGAAGUACGAUGGGGGGAUCCCCCCCUACUCCCGUGCCUCGCUGAAGGGAUACCAGUGGCUGAAGGACAAGAUCCUGAGUGAGGAGGGCCGGCGGCAGCAGGCGAAGCUGAAGGAGCUGCAGGCCAUUGCCGAGCGCCUGGGCUGCACUUUGCCCCAGCUCGCCAUCGCCUGGUGCCUGCGCAACGAGGGUGUCAGCUCAGUCUUACUGGGGGCCUCCAAUGCUGACCAGCUGAUGGAGAAUAUUGGAGCGAUACAGGUCCUUCCAAAGCUGUCGUCUUCCAUCGUCCAUGAGAUCGAUAGCAUCCUGGGCAACAAACCCUACAGCAAGAAGGACUACAGAUCCUAAGCGCGCCCAAGCGCGCCGCCCGCCGCGCAGCCCUCGCCGCCCGUUCGCUUGCUUACGCUUUGUUGGAGCAAAGUGGAGAGUGUGGUUUGCACCACGAGCGCCGAGAGCCAGCGCUCCUGCCCGCGCUGCCCCGGACACGGCGCCACGGCCGCUCGGCCUGGCUCUGGGGCACAGGGACGGCCGGUGGGGCGUGCGGGAGACGAGCCCCACUGCCCGGCCGCCCUGCCCGCAGCCGGAGCCGCCGCGGGGCCCGUUGCAUGCGCGGCUCCCGCCCCUGCGUUGUCGGAGGUGGUGGGCGCGGGGUGCACGCGGGUGCUGUACGCCCACGAGGCUGACAACACGAAGCUGUUCCCCAGCCCUCGCCUCUGCCCUGUGCCGCCGGCACCGCCAGCCCGACACCGGCACAGUGGGGCUGUGGUUCCCGGGGUGGGGGACAGGAUGGGGCGGUGACAGGGAAGGGGUUCCCUGUGAGAGAAGCCCGGGGUGCCCCGGUUGAGCGUGGGGCUGGGCUCUGCUGCAGGGAGGGGCCAGCCAGGGGAGUGUGUGUGGGCAAGUGUGUGAGCGUGUGUGUGGACAGACACACAGGAGACAUGCAGGGACAUACAGACACGUGUACGUUUGCACACAGCAGCUGUGGAGGUGACCACGGCCCACAGGCACCUUCAGAUGUAUCUGCACAAAGCUAUUGAAAUACAGGGGCCUCUAUACACACACCCACAUCCACUCAUUACAGGUGUGUGUACACACACACACAGAGAUAUGUAUGUAUAUAUGUAUAUAGAUGUGUAUAUAGAUAUGUACACACGUCUCUGAAAAUUAGAUGUAAAGUGUAUACAAACACACACAUGUAGACACGUGUGUACUUGUGUAUAUACAGACAUACAUAGCUCCAUGUAUAGAUCCAUAUAUGUAAUAUAUAGAUGUGUACAUAUCCAUGUAAAUAUAUUGCUGUAGCAGCAUCCAUGUUUGUAUGGAUAUAUGCACACAUAUGAAAAUUACAGGUACAUACAUAUAUGUGUGUAUAUGCAGAUAUAUGUGUAGAUAUAUUUAUAUACACACCCAACUCUAUAACUACAUACUCAUCUUUCUAUAAACAUAUGCUGUAUAUACAUGUGGAAACAGAUAUUUGUGAUUUAGAUAUAGCUAUAGAUAACACAUAUCUAGAUAUAUAGCUAUAGCUAUAUAUAGGUAUAGCUAUAUAUAGAUACAUAUAUGAUAGAUAUAGAUAUGAAAUAUAGCUAUCUGAGAUACAGCUAUAGCUACAUCUAUCUAUCUCUUUAUAGCUCUUUGUGUACUCUGUGCAGAACAAACAUUUUUGCCAAUACCUAUAUCUAUCUAUCCAUAUACAUAUAUACACAGAGUUGCAUCUAUCUGUGCACAGACAAAUAUAAAAACUAAAUAUAUGUGCAAGCCCUCAGUUCUGUGCACAGUGUGUGUGUUUCUCCACUCCCUGUGUAGCCGUGGCUGCACCUACAAGCCCCCCAUAAAUCUGUGUGUGUGUGCAAACACGGAGGGUCUCCCAACCCACACAGAACAUCAGAGCUCUCCCUCUGUGCAUGGUUGGGGUCCAUGUGCACACCCCUGCCCCAUACACACCCCCACACCUUUAGGUACAUGGGUUUACCUGCAGAUUUACCCACACAUCUUUUUUUAUACAUCUGUCUACAGAACUACAUUGAUGGUUGUGUGCAAACAGAAACAUACACACUGAUAUGUAUGUUUGAAAUCACAAAUACAAAUGUGUAUCUCUGUAUAUACAAAUGUGUACUUCUGUAUGCACACAUGUAAACUAUCUGUGUCUAGUAUAAUCUAUACACCCUUAGCUGUAUCUAUAUCUACGCCUAUGUAUAAAUAUAUAAAAAUUACAAAUA